UACUGAGUUGGCCGGAUUAGGAGUAUGGCUGAUCCUGGCCCCUUGAGACAUAGGAGUAAAGCAAAAAUGCUUAAAAAGCAGUAAUUGGACCUUGGCAGUGCCUCACAGAAUGGAUAGCAUUUUUAGGAGUUUGUCUUAAUCUUGAUGCCUUUGGGUACUUGCCCAGAACACAAGGACUUGAUACAUCAAUACCCUGAUGGGAGGCCAAGGAAAGAGAAGUGACUGCCUACAGCUUUGAAGGCCAGCAGUGGGAGACAGGUCAGGGUUGACUUCUGCAGUCUUAGAAGCUGCAGGAUAAGAGUCAAGCCAGGAUCCAGGGGCAUGUACCAGGUUUGGAGACUACACAUGGGAUCAUUCCAGGCAGUACUGUGGGCUAAUCCCAAGGCAUCACCCAGCCAUAAUUGCUAGAAAAAGACUGAAAAGAGCAGGGCAGUAUAUCUUCUAAGACAGUCUCUGUUAAGCACCCUGACCAGAAAUAAGAGGAAGAAACAAGAAAAUACCUCAGACCCUGAGGGAGAAAAUGAAACGAUUGUUGCAAGAGUCAGAGGAAGAAAUCAUGGUCACCUUGGGACCCUCCUCCAGGCUUUCCCCAGAUAAGGCUAAGUCAGAGACUGUGUGUGGCAUCAAGAGCAAGUCCUCAGGCCCUAUUGAAUCCUUACCAGAGGAUAGCUCCCUGCUCCCUCACUGUGGGUCAACAGCCUCAGUCAUUGGUGGGGAUAGAGAUGGGGGUCUGGCCCAGCAUUGCAGCUUUGAGCAACAGGCCGGCAGCCAUUUUCCUCUGGGCUCUACUGUCUGUGCUUCGGGAUCUGGCUCUCAGGACCUCUCCUCUGUCAGCAUUAGCACAAGCUGUCAAGAGCCCUCAGAAAGGAAUCAAGCCAAGUCCCUUUUGUCUAGAGGCUAUCACCAAGGCUGCAGCUGUGAACAGCGAGAGCCUUUGGGGGAUGUAGUAGACUAUAUAAUCAGAGAGCUACAAGGCAUCAGCCGUCUCCAAACUGAAAUUGCUGAGCUGCAGCAGCACUUGAGCCAAGUCCGGGGUUCAGUGGAUGAAGUGUCUAGCUGUGUAGACUCAGUUCUGAGUGAAAUAGAAGGCUUGCAGGUGGGCAGCAGCUCACUGGCCAAGGUGUGUGGGGGGGAAAUGGCCCAGGAACCCCAUGUGGACAGCCCCGGUGAGGACGCCAUUCUGUAUCUGUAUGGACUUCCUGAGCAAGAUGGGGAAAAUACCGUGGAGCUGGUACACAGCUUUCUGGCCAUGCACCUCUGUGUUAACGGCAUGCAGUGCAACAGGUACAUCAAAGAGGCUUACAGGGCAGGCAAAGCCCCAGCCCCCAGGCCUACUGUUGUGAAACUUGCCCGUCUAGAGCAUAGGGACUUCAUCUUGCAGAAAUCCAUCCUUUUGCAGAGUGUAGGGGUCCGGAUUGCCACCAAAGAAGAACCAAGCUGGCCACAGCGCUGUAAGAAUCCCCAGAAGGAGUCUCUAUCGUUUUUGCAACUUCAGGAUCAUAAUGCAAAUUCUUUAAACCAGCAUGAACCACUUUUUCAGAUGGAAACAGGGGACCCAGGAGCGUGUCAAAUGAGGGCUCAGAAUCAACACAAAGAACCUCAAACUCCUAAGCAGCAAGGCCUUUGCUUUCCACCCAAGAAUAAUUUCACAAAGCCAAGCGAUAUAUCUAAGCCAGGAAAUGAAGUAAAAGGAACAUCAGGAGCCUCCCAAGUUAUCAGUGGCAGUUGUGGUGAGCUGACAGGGAGAGAAGCUUCUCUGUCCACCUUUCAUCAAUUUGAGGAACCUUCCCCAGUGUUAAUCCCAGAAGAGGAGGGCUCUGGGAAAUCCCAGGUUUUCAAACAGUCCAGCCAAGGAUUUGAAACAAAAAGAGCAAAUAACUGCGGCAAUAAAAGUGAGGCGGGCAGCUGCCUGUCACUGUCUGGGUUACUGAAGACAGAAGACAACCUCCUGGCCUGUGAAGCUGGGCUUGGUAUUCUGAGCUCAAAACAGCUAGAGGACCUUUUGACAGACAAGUCCAAAAGGUUUGCAACUCUGAGCCAUGACCACAUGAUGGAAGAAAUUAUUGUAGGGCCUGAGACCUUCAGUGACAUGGUUCAUAUUGACUUGAAUGAAGAGGAGGAACAUGCUUCUCGGGUCCUUAAAGAUGUCUUUGAAAAGUCAUCUUGUGGUCUGGUUGGCUUGCAGGAGGAUGAAGAUGUAGAAAUUAAGUUUUACAAAAGCAGACUGGGCAGAGCAAUUGACCACUUUCGUUCAGCUCUGCAGGGCGUGUUUCAGAAGCUGGAGAAUAGUGGGUCCAUCAGUCCUGAGGACCUGGAAAGCAAUGAGAGUGGUUCUCAGUCAGAGAACAGUGAUAGACUUCUUGGGACAUUGAGUUCAGAGGGUGCCCAAGAUUUCUCUGUGGAGAGCCCUGGGAGUCAGGAGAGUGAGAGCUUGCUCAGUGUGGUCUCUGGUGGAGUGGGCAUCUCUACACAGAGAGACCAAACCUUUCAGGAUCCCAGCAACUUCUCUCUUGCUUCUAACUCUUUGCCUAUUGCAUAUUCAUUGCCAGGUUUUGCUUUGGCUCCGUUUCUGGGAGGUGAAACAUGUUCCAGGCCCGAAUCUCUCAAGCAGGGCAGACUAAGCCUAGAGCAAGUGUGUGCAGAGACCAUCUACCUCAACAAGUGCAUCAACAAUUUUAAAAAUGUUCUGAGAGAGAAAAGACUGAGGCAGAAAAAACUUUUGCAUGAGCUAGUACAGAAGGCAAACCAUGUCUCGGUAGAAGACAUACACUCAG
This is a messenger RNA of Leptonychotes weddellii (Weddell seal), 2774 nucleotides long. The record is from RefSeq and is a predicted model, not a curated record. Lineage: Eukaryota; Metazoa; Chordata; Mammalia; Carnivora; Phocidae.